Molecule: messenger RNA, 273 nt
Organism: Schistosoma guineensis
Lineage: Eukaryota; Metazoa; Platyhelminthes; Trematoda; Strigeidida; Schistosomatidae
Source: the annotation of a GenBank genome assembly
AUGCCAUCCAAAGGUGCAUUAGGCAAGUCAGUGGGUUCCGGCGGGUCAUCGCGUUGCAGUAAGACAUCGAGUGUUUCUAGCUCAGUGGUCCGUACUACAACUAAUCACCACACUAGCAAGUCAUAUGUCCACAGUACUACUAUUACCAGAAGAGAAGUUCAAACUCCGACAAGUUGUCGCAGUAGCAAAACACUUACUGUCACCGAAACAGUGCACCAAAAUCCCGUACGCUCCAUAUUACCAGCUAUAACCAAAUCCAGUGAAUCAAAGUGA